Messenger RNA from Ricinus communis (castor bean), 1319 nucleotides. RefSeq lists its product as uncharacterized. The record is from RefSeq and is a predicted model, not a curated record. Gene Ontology annotation, molecular function: RNA binding. Lineage: Eukaryota; Viridiplantae; Streptophyta; Magnoliopsida; Malpighiales; Euphorbiaceae. The transcript is spliced from 4 exons. Bases 177 to 968 code for a protein of 263 amino acids.
UUUGUUUGUCUUUUAAUUUCCUUUAAUAGCAUUUCUCACCGACCUGUUACUUCAAAUUCCCAAUUGCUUCUCACUAUAGCCUGUUUUAGAUUCCCUUCACCGGUAAUCUUUCGCCGGAACUUAGAUCUACAGCCGCCGCGAUAUCCGCCGGCUCUCACAUCGCCGUUUUCAGAGAAAUGUAUAACAAUGUUGGACCUCAGCCUGGGGUUCCAAGGCCGCCAACAAAUCCUCAGCCGAAUCCAUUUGGGAAUGCGUUUUAUGGAGCUGGUUCUGGACUUAUUAGAGGUGGACUUGGUGCUUAUGGAGAGAAAAUUCUUGGAUCCAGCUCCGAAUAUGUACAAAGCAAUAUUGGGUGCAUUACCUACAUGGAAUCUACAGCUGAAGCAGAGUUUGCUGCAUUUCUAAAAAAAAUAGAGCGGACAGUUUAUGUUGACAACCUCUCACCACAUGUUACUGAACCUGUCUUAAGAACUGCUUUAAAUCAGUUUGGAACCGUCAUGGAUGUAAAGUUCAUUCCAAACUACUUAGAACCUAAGUAUAGCACCUGUUGUGCUUUGGUGGAGAUGAAGGAGGUCAAGCAAGCUGUUGCUGUCAUCCAAGAGAUAGAACAAUUUCCUUUUAUGGUGUCUGGGAUGCCAAGGCCUGUGAGGGCACGUGCUGCUGAAGUUGAGAUGUUUGAUGACCGCCCAGUGAAGCCUGGUAGAAAGAUACAGUGCCGUUGGCUAGACCCAAGUCACCCUCACUUUGAGGUUGCGGAAAAACUGAAACGCCUUACCUGGAAGCAUGCUGCUGAAGCUUCAUUCUUGCUCAAGCGACAGGUGGAAAGGGAAGAGAAGCUACAUAAGCAGCAGCUGGAGACUCUAAAAUCAAAUUAUAGGAAGUAUGAGAUGAUAGAAAGCAUUAUGAGUGAUCGAUCUGCUCAAAAGUUGGCUCGCAGUUAUAACAUGAGAGUUGGGGAUGAUUGGUAGAUGUUUAGUUGCAAAUAUUAUAGCUUAACAGAAUGAAAAGUGCAUCAUCAUGCUAGUUGUUCAUACGCUUUUGAAGUGGAGAAUAUAUUUGCUUCAGUUAGGAAUCUGGACAUGCAUUUACCAGUAAAUGCUGUAAAAGAAAAGGCAGGGCCAACCGCUGAAUAGAGAGAUGCUCAAUCACUGGCACUGCCCACGUAAUAUCUCCUGAACUGAGGUGCUUGAGUUUAAAUCCAACACCCUGGAGUAAGGGUGGUCACAGACCGAAUUGUUGGUCAUUUUUUAAAAUCUAACCAGAUGUAUUAAUUUAUAAAUUUAUUUUUAAAAAUCUAACUAUAUAUAUUAAUUUAUAAA